Molecule: messenger RNA, 3784 nt
Organism: Drosophila takahashii
Lineage: Eukaryota; Metazoa; Arthropoda; Insecta; Diptera; Drosophilidae
Source: RefSeq, a predicted model, not a curated record
UAUGCAAUGUCAUUUAGACCGUCGGACAUACAAAGUUCAUUUCUUGCUAAAACGAAAUCAAAAUAAAUUGUAAUAAUGUGAAAAGUCCUGAGGAAUUUAACAGACAGUGUUUAUUAAUAGUCGUCUCGAGGAAAUUCACAGUAAAUAAAUGACGAACAUUUUCGCUUAUUUUACAGAUAUUUUAAAAAUACAAAGGCACAAAAUGAAUAUACACAGCCCCAAUGAAAAGGAUUUGCAAUGGACCGGAAGUUGGAUACCAGGAAUAUAAAACUGCCACUACUCUUACAUCUCUUCUAAGGGUCACUGCCAGUAUUACCCGUUGCCAAAUAUCAAGAUGCGGUUUGCUUUUGACCCCAAUCAAUCGCAGUCGGAGCCGCCUUUCAAAGGCAACAGAUGCUUCUUUAAUUGCCAAUGCCUAUGCUGUCGCCAAGGAUGCUGUGUGGUGGUUGUUAAGUGCUGCUGUUGCUUUAGCUUCAACUGCUGCAGCAGCAAUGGAUCCCGAAAAUCAUUUAUCCAGCCGGCUGUGGCGCGCAAGAAAGUUCUUGAUCCAGAAGUCUUAGGCGUGUCAAAGCUUAUGGGAGCCAUUUUGGUGCUUGCUCGAUGGACGACUGCACUAGCCACCCUUCUUACAAGCUGCAUCCUCCUGGAUAUUUUCUCGGUACUUGCCCAGUCCGAUGUCUCCGAUGGAAGCAGGGCCAACAGUAGGGCAGUCCACAUGCCUGUUCCUACCACGCCAAACGAAACUCCCAGCAGCAAUACGGACUCGAAGCUGAAGCUAUUUUACGGGUACACCUCGUACGACAUAAAUAAUGACCAGCAGGUGAAGUCCAACAACCUGUGCCGAAUGCUUUGCAGCAGUCGCAAUCGCAAACGACAACGAAGAAGACGUCGUCGGCGCAGGCGCAGGCGCCGCAGGAACCGAAAUGCGGUUAGCGAUAAACGGCAACCAGUUCAACGCAAACCGCAAAAACACCUUCGAACCGAUCGACCGAUGCGAAGGAACGAGAGCGUCUUUCAACAAAGAAUACGCCUUAGCGACGGCAUAUGCCAAACCUUAGAGACAAAUUAUAGAGUAGAUUACGACACAGUUACAGGAAUAAAACUGUUGGGUCAGUCCGAAAAAAGCGUUCUAGUGUCGCCUCUGAGGGAAAUAAUAUCACCUUGGGCAUCGACACAUGGCUCAAUUCGCAACUGCUCAAAAAUUAAACGCAAUAGAGCCAAUCUUAUUUGGCUUCUUAUUGGGCUCGUUUGGUUUGAAGUCAAACUAAUAAACUGCAACGGAAUCAGCAGUGGCAAUUACUAUGCUUCCAAUCUGGAGUCUCACAAGGGAUGCACCUUGUGUCACGAAGGAGGCAAGCUCAACAUUUACAACGAUAAAGAUAAUCCACAUACAGACUACAACAUCUACAACAAAUACCAUACCAACAAUUAUUUCAACAAAAAAACUAAUCAACCACAUAACAACAUUGCACCGAGCGACCAAGUUCGCUUGGAGUCGAUUAAACGGCAAAUUUUGACGAAGCUUGGUCUUAGCCACAAACCCAAUGUAUCUCAUCCCCUUCCUAAACAAUUUAUUUGGGAAACUAUAUAUCGUGCAGAUGGUGGACGGAUGGACAAUGCCUUUGAGAGCAGUGGUAAUGAUUUUGAUCAACAGAACUCCAGAGCACGGACGUUAGCCCUACCCGAAACACAUAGGUUCAGUGGCCGGGGCGGUAGGAGUUAUCCUAGUAGUCAACAUCAAUAUCGAUCCCCGUUCGAUUAUACUUUUAACACAAGUAAAGGGAACGUUUAUGAAAAGGUCUUGAGAAAUCGGCCUGCAGACCGAAGAAGGCAUUAUAUGCAAAAAGACGAUGAGAAAAACGUAUUUUUGAAAAGAUGGACAGAGAAACGUCAAUUAAAAAUGAAUUCUCGUAUUGCGUCUAAAUCUACAUCACAACACGAAAGCCACCAUGGCAGUAUUACGAAGAUGCUUAAAAACGGAGAUGCCAAAAAUGUUAAUAGCAUCGGCGGCAAACAAAUGAAUGCGAAUGCGUACAGAAAAUCUACAUAUCUGAUAGAUAUAAACCGUAGUAGUGAUAGUAGCGCCAACACUGGCAUUAAUGGUGAGAUCAGGCGCAAUGCUUAUGAUUAUUUUAACGAUUACAGUGUUCAGACUAAUGAGAAAAGCCACGAAAGUAGCUCUAGCGUUGGAUAUCAUUCAAUGGUCCAAAAUAUUGAAGGAGAAAAACAGAAGCGGCAUUACGAAUCGGUUGUUCAUGACCAGGAAAAUAUUGAUCAUGAAGACUUCUUUGGAAAUACUCAGGAAAUAAUUACAUUUGCAGAAGAAGGAACCCAAUAUCGACAAUAUCGAAUACUUGAAUUUUCGCCCCAAAAUCGGCGUGUUCCUAACCAAAAACUCUCCAUACGCAGCGCUCAGAUCCACAUACGAAUAGACAAACCACACAGUUUCUGGAUGGAAAGAGCAAAAAAUUUGCAAGAAGAACAUUUGCCAAAUACUAAACGGAAAUGGCGGGCAAAUAAACCUCACCAUAGAAUAAAAAUCUGGGUUUUUCAAUUAUCAACUGCGAUAAAUAUUACAGAAAAGGGAAUAGACAAAGCUAUUUUGUUUCGGGCUUCCUUUGAUGUCGACACCAAGCAUUUGGGAUGGCAAAAAUUCGAUUUAACCGAAACAAUCCGUGAGUGGUAUGGGCAUGGCAGUGACGAAAAGCUACGACUGUUGAUUGAUUGCACUGGCUGCGGUGGUCGGUACUCAUUGCACCUGUUCCAAACUGCGAAACUAGGAGACAACUCAUCAGAAUCAGAGUAUAUGAGCCCUAAUCUUAAUCGACCAUUUCUCGUACUUCACACGGAAUCAACGAGGACAAGACGUGUUAGGAGACGCGCCGUGGAUUGUGGCGGUGCUCUUAGUGGUCAAUGCUGCAAAGAGUCCUUCUAUGUAUCCUUCAAGGCACUUGGUUGGGACGACUGGAUUAUCGCUCCAAGGGGAUACUUUGCCAACUAUUGCAGAGGGGAUUGCACGGGGUCCUUUAGGACACCAGACACUUUCCAAACAUUUCAUGCCCAUUUUAUAGAGGAGUAUCGAAAAAUGGGUCUCUUAAAUGGAAUGCGACCCUGUUGCGCCCCAAUAAAAUUCUCUAGUAUGUCUUUGAUCUACUACGGGGAUGAUGGAAUCAUUAAAAGAGACUUGCCAAAAAUGGUUGUUGAUGAGUGCGGUUGCCCUUAGCUAUACUUCCUUUUACAGCGUGCUCAAUAUCUGCCUUUACAUUUUCUAUUUUCCGUCCGGUAGACAUACACAUAAAUGUCCUCGGUUGUCUUCAAAGUCAAAACGGGAGUUCUUUAAUAUAAGUUUUAUGUUCUAAUACAUUCUAUUGACUUGGAAUGAAAAUGAUGUGUUAUCAACAUAGAUUAGUCUCAAUUGUAUUUUAUUUUAAGAUAGGCUGAUGACAAUAUUUAUAUAUUUACGAACAAACCCUAAAUUGUGAAAGUGCCUAAAUUAAAUCAAAUCUAAAACUAUAAGAAUCAUGAAACUAACACUAAAAUAUCUUUGAAUAUGGUAAAACCCGCUUUUAAUAAAUUUACAAUCCCUCAAUAAUAUCUUCAGCAAAUAUUUCGCCUAUAUACUUAUAUAAAUCAAUAUGUUUUCCAUCUUACAAUCGUCCUUUGUGUUUGCCAAAAUAAUACAAUUGCUAAUUUUAAAACCUAAUAUCGAAGAGCAUAAAAAUUUAUUUCAUAUUACACUUGAAUAAAGCAUUGGUAUAUCCUUAAAAUAUAAGGAUUAAAAUCU